Molecule: messenger RNA, 2173 nt
Organism: Sebastes umbrosus (honeycomb rockfish)
Lineage: Eukaryota; Metazoa; Chordata; Actinopteri; Perciformes; Sebastidae
Exons: 15
Coding region: 173-1789 (538 amino acids)
Biological process (GO): protein N-linked glycosylation
Cellular component (GO): endoplasmic reticulum; Golgi stack; endoplasmic reticulum-Golgi intermediate compartment
Molecular function (GO): acetylglucosaminyltransferase activity
Source: RefSeq, a predicted model, not a curated record
GUUGUUUCAUUUGUGAAGACAGGUAGUGUCCCAAAGCUCCACAGCUCUACAGUACUUUACCAGAGCCGCUCACCUCCACCUGCUGCCCGCUGGGACCCGGACGGACCGCCACCUCCACCUGCUGCCCGCUGGGACCCGGACGGCCCCGGAGGGCACGCCACUGAGAGAUGAGAUGAGGCUCUACUCCUUCAGAGCUGGAUGUCUGCUGCUCUUCGCGUGUGUCGCGUCGGUUGCCUGGAUUAAACGGGUUCCCAGUGAUGGAGGUUCAACAGGACGGCCAGAUCUGCAGACCCUGUACCAGCGUCUGGUGGUGGCUGAGGAGUUGGGAGGGCAGGUCAGCAGGGAUCUCAGCAGCAUCCUGGUACAGCUGAGGAACAUAUCCAAGACUGCCAACAUCACCCAUCCCACCCUUAACACCACCACCUCCACCACCUCCACCAUUUCCACAGAAACAACAAGGCUGCAGACAGACAACUCAGGCCGACAGACGUUCCUCCUGCCCAACAUUUACCUCUACAUGCCCCAUCUCAGACAGCAUCCAGGCAGCCUCCUGCCCAGAGUUGUCCUGGGACAGGGACGCCGUGGAGUGUCCAUGGUGCUGGGCAUCCCUACAGUGAAGCGUGAGAAGCAGAGCUACCUGGUCAGCACCAUCAACUCUCUGCUCUACAGCCUGACGCCUCUGCAGCAGCAAGAUCUCCUCAUAAUCGUCUUUGUUGCUGAGACGGACUCAGACUAUGUGGGCAGCAUUGCAGAGACCAUCAGGAGGAAUUUUCCCAAGGAGGUGCAGUCCGGACUGUUGGAGGUUGUCUCUCCUUCUCAGUAUUACUACCCCGACUUCACCAGCCUCAGAGAGAGCUUUGGAGACUCCAAGGAGAGAGUCAAAUGGCGAACAAAGCAGAAUCUGGACUACAGCUUCCUCAUGCUCUAUGCUCAGGACAAAGGAACCUAUUAUGUUCAGUUGGAGGAUGAUAUUAUAGCAAAGACAGGCUACUUCAACGACAUGAAGAACUUCGCCAUCCGGGAAGAAUCCAAACGGUGGCUCUUCCUGGAGUUCUCCCAGCUUGGAUUUAUAGGAAAGAUGUUUCGAACCCGUGACCUCCCGAUGAUUGCAGAGUUCUUCCUGAUGUUCCACAGAGACAAACCCAUCGACUGGCUGCUGGAUCACAUUCUGUGGGUGAAGGUUUGCAACCCAGAGAAAGACGCAAAACACUGUAAUGAACAGAAGGCCUUGCUCAAGCAGAGGUACAAGCCCUCCCUCUUCCAGCAUGUCGGCCUCCACUCCUCUCUGCCGGGGAAGUUACAGCACCUGAAGGAUAAGGAUUUUGGGAAGCAGAGUCUGUUCAAGGCCCACAGUAACCCGGCUGCAGAGCUGAGCAGCAGCAUGAAACAUUACCAGCAGCACAGUCUGGCCCGGGCUUACACAGGAGAGGACUUUUUCUGGGCAUUAACACCCAUCAAGGAUGACUACAUCCUCUUCACCUUCACCCAGCCAAUCCACAUUUACAGGUACCUGUUCCGCAGCGGAAAUAUUGAGACCAGUGGAGAUAAAUUCAACAACACCACAGUGGAAGUGCUGCCUAGCAAUGCGGCAGCAGGAGACAGACUAGUGGCGAGUUCUUCUUCCUACAAAGAAUCUGACAACGGCUUCAUCAUUAUCGGUGCAUUUGAGGACGGAAAAGCUGAGGGGGAGGUUGAAGAAGUGCUGCAGCCCAUCUCAGCGCUACGCCUGGUGGUUCACUCUGACGCCGACGUCUGGGCUCUACUGAGCGAGAUACUCAUUAAAGUUUGAAGACCACAGAGAAGAGGAAACCACAAACACACACACACACACACACACUGCCAUCAAGCCCAGUGCUUCAGCUGAACAGACUGCCCCCCCUGCUGGACGAACACUUUCACUACUGGGACUAUUAUUUGAUCUACUGGGAUUACUGGAAUUCCAUGAAGUGCCUAAACCACCGGUGGUCUGAGAGGAAGGAGGACGCACGUUUAGUGUUUGUUCUGAGGUCACGUACUUUAAGUGUUGCCUUGUGGAGUUUGGAAGGGAAUCCACCUCCCUGUAGCUGUUUAAAGACACUCCACUUAUCAAAGAGUUCAGAGUGAAAACAGUAAAGCUACUCAAUAAUUUAUUACAUUAUAUUUUGUUGUAACAAAUAAAGAAAAGAAUCUAGUA